Molecule: messenger RNA, 2040 nt
Organism: Auanema sp. JU1783
Lineage: Eukaryota; Metazoa; Nematoda; Chromadorea; Rhabditida; Rhabditidae
Source: the annotation of a GenBank genome assembly
AUGUGGACAGUUUCAUUAGAAGGUGGUCCUCGUCGUGUUAACCAUGCGGCUGUGGCCAUAGGAGACAACAUCUAUUCUUUUGGAGGAUAUUGCAGUGGAGAGCCUAUGGAUGCUGAAAAUCCAAUCGAUAUCCAUGUGUUAAACGCAAGAACUUAUCGAUGGCGUCUUCUCAAGGCUAGAGAACCUGAUUACGGAGUUAAUUCCGACAGUUCCAUUCAAGACGGUGACGUUGAGAAUAGUGUACACGACGAAGAAACAGGCAAUUACGGUUAUUCAUCAUUCCCAUAUCAGAGGUAUGGUCAUACGGUUGUAGUUUACAAAGAUAAAGCAUACUUAUGGGGAGGACGUAAUGAUGAGUCUGGAGCUAUCAAUGUCCUUCAUGAAUUUGAUCCAAAAACUUUGACUUGGAGAAUAGUCCCAGUGACCGGAACUGUCCCUCCAGCUCGAGAUGGUCAUUCAGCUAUUGUUGUUGGAGACAAGAUGUAUAUGUUCGGAGGCUUCGAAGAAGAUGCUCAGAGGUUCAGUCAGGAAACAUAUGUUUACGACUUCGAAACUUCACACUGGUCGAAGAUGAGGACAAACGGUUUCCCCCCUCUAUGGCGUGAUUUCCAUACUGCUGUAGGAAUAGGCAACAUGAUGUAUGUUUUCGGAGGACGAAGUGAUCAAAUGGGACAGUAUCAUUCUACUAGGGAUGUCUAUUGUGAUCGCUUGAAAGCAUUAGAUCUUUCAACUGGUGAAUGGGUCGAGCCUGUUGUCAAGGGCGACAGACCGUCCGGUAGACGCAGCCAUUCAGCUUGGGCCUAUAACGGCAAGAUGUACAUAUUCGGUGGAUUUUUAGGAACAAAGAACGAACAUUACAAUGAUUUGUAUUGCUAUGAUCCAGCCACUUGUUCCUGGUCCAAAAUCAAGGCCCCCGGUUUAUUAGUCGCUCCAAGUCCUCGAAGACGUCAAUGUACUGUCGUCGUAGGCGAUCGUGUAUUCCUUUUCGGCGGUACAAUGCCACUCACCGGACAAACAACAGGUCUAGUAGAUUUGUCUGAUUUACACGUUUUCGAUUAUGCUCCUAGUCUAUUCCUGAUUUCUGCUCAAUCACUCAUCCGAAGUGGAAUGAGCAACUCUGCCCAACCAUACUUACCGCGGGAUAUAAUCCAACAAAUUCGAUUAUUAACAACGAACAACACAAUUUCUAAUCCACCUGUAACCCGGCACGAGGUAUCUCAUCUUAUGGGUUUUUACUUGGCAGUAGCUUCAGCUUUCUUACCCUUCUCAUAUGUAGGAUUUUUACAUCUAGCUGACAAAGAUGGAACAAACAGGAAUGAUCCUGGUUCUGUCAAGAAGCGCUGCAUCGGUGCCAUAGCUUGUUGCAUAUUUUCAUUAUUUAUUACUUAUGUUAUUUUGAAACACACGGGUUUUGAUGCUCCAUGGAGUUUAAUGGGCUUUCGUAAAGCUGGAUUAUUCAAUGCUCUACUAUAUCCUACUAUUUUGAUCAAUCUUCUGUAUGCGGGUCAAUGGCUUUUCUUCCAUUACGAGGGAUAUUUCAACAGUUUUUUCAGUUAUCGGAAUUGGAAAAACAGCUUUGAAGAUGUUUGCUGGCUACGCGAUGCUUUCUUGGCUCCCGUCACUGAAGAAAUAACUUUCCGAGCCUGCUCAUCAGUUCUUUUAGAUUGUUAUUUUUCAAAUAUAACUAAAACAGUUGCCGUGGCUCCUCUGUUUUUUGCAUUUAGUCAUCUUCAUCAUAUUGGAGAUGAUGUAAGACGAGGCUUGUCAUUGCAAAGAGCUUUGUUAAGAAGAGGCUUUCAAUGUUUGUACACAUAUGUUUUCGGACUCUAUUCAACAUAUCUAUUCCUGUCAACUCGUCAAAUAGUCGCCCCAAUCAUCACACACUCAAUCUGCAAUACUUUCGGUUUACCUCUUCUAUCUGAAAUCAAUACGUUCCCUGACGCUUCUACAAGAUUGAAACUAUGGAUUGUAUUCAUCGGAGGUAUGCUAUCUUUCAUCGUGGCAUUUAAGCCUUUGACAAACUCUCAUCUAUAUCAAUGA